AUGUCACUGCAGCUCUCCAAGACCAACCCUGCCGCUAAAUACAAUGUUCUGUUGAAAAGAUAUCCUUUAACCACUAAGAUGGUCACGGGAGCAGUGCUCGGUGCGAUAAGCGAACUCAUUAGCCAAUAUACAACACCUUCUAAGGAUGAAAACGCCCAGAAUCCCACCACUGUGAUCCAAAAGCUCGUGUUGCUACUGCAAAAAACGAAAUUUCGCAAACUACUUGCCAUGUUUCUGUACGGUGGUCUGGUGAAUGCGCCCAUCAAUCAUUUUUUCUACCAAUGGAUCACAAUAUUUACCGAUCGCCGCGUAAGUUCUAAAUGGAAGCGGCUUUCACAGCUGUGUGGCUCUUGGUUUGUUGUGAGUCCAAUCCAAGUCUUCGGCUUGAUUACAGCGCUUACAUUAGUGAAUAUGGAUUCCCAGAAAAGCCAGUUGUGCCAGAAGUUGGCAGCUGUGAAGGCCACGUUGCGUAACAAAUAUGGACCCAUGCUCACAAGUAGCGUAAUUAGCUCUACUGCCUUCGUGUCCAUCGCUCAGCAAUUUAUAAGUCCUGACAAAUGGUCUGUAUUUUUCAGCUUUGCAUACGCUGUGCUUAACACCGGCCAGAACAUAUAUAUGAAAAUGGCACCAAAGCAGGGACAAGUGUAG
Molecule: messenger RNA, 648 nt
Organism: Lachancea nothofagi CBS 11611
Lineage: Eukaryota; Fungi; Ascomycota; Saccharomycetes; Saccharomycetales; Saccharomycetaceae
Source: the annotation of a GenBank genome assembly